ACCUCCCGGGUAGGACGGAAACGGAGGAGGGACACGGCGAGUUGAGCGGAGCGGGUGGCGAUGGGCGACUCCAAAGUGAAGGUGGCGGUGCGCGUCCGCCCCCAAAACCGACGCGAGCUUGAUCUGCAUACAAAAUGCGUGGUGGAUGUGGAGGCGAACAAGGUUAUUCUUCACCCAGCAAACACCAACCUUUCAAAAGGAGAUGCCAGGAACCAACCGAAGGUGUUUGCUUACGAUCACUGUUUCUGGUCUAUGGAUGAAUCUGUCAAAGAAAAAUAUGCAGGUCAAGAUGUUGUUUUCAAGUGCCUUGGAGAGAAUAUUCUUCAGAAUGCCUUUGAAGGUUACAACGCAUGCAUCUUUGCCUACGGGCAGACGGGAUCUGGAAAAUCAUACACGAUGAUGGGUACUGCUGACCAGCCUGGAUUAAUCCCUCGGCUCUGCAGCGGACUCUUUGAAAGGGCACAGAAGGAGGAAAAUGAAGAACAGAGUUUCAAGGUGGAAGUGUCUUACAUGGAAAUUUACAAUGAGAAAGUUCGAGAUCUCCUUGACCCCAAAGGAAGUCGGCAGUCACUGAAAGUGAGAGAACAUAAUGUCUUUGGUCCCUAUGUCGAUGGGCUUUCUAAACUGGCUGUUGCUAGCUACAAGGACAUAGAGUCGCUGAUGUCUGAGGGUAACAAAUCCCGGACAGUAGCUGCCACCAACAUGAAUGAGGAGAGCAGUCGGUCCCAUGCAGUCUUCAAGAUCACGCUCACACACACCCUGUAUGAUGUGCAAUCAGGGACAUCAGGUGAGAAGGUGGGCAAGCUGAGUCUGGUGGACUUGGCAGGCAGUGAAAGAGCAACUAAGACGGGAGCUGCAGGUGACAGGCUGAAGGAAGGAAGCAACAUUAACAAGUCCCUCACAACCCUUGGGCUUGUGAUUUCUGCCCUAGCUGAUCAAGCUGCUGGGAAGAACAAGAACAAAUUUGUUCCCUAUCGCGAUUCUGUGCUCACUUGGUUACUUAAAGACAGCCUUGGUGGUAAUAGCAAGACCGCCAUGGUAGCGACCGUCAGCCCAGCAGCAGAUAAUUACGAUGAGACACUGUCCACGCUGAGAUACGCAGAUCGGGCCAAAAACAUCAUUAACCAUGCCGUGGUCAACGAAGAUCCAAACGCCCGCAUCAUCCGGGAGCUCAGGGAGGAGGUGGAGAAACUCCGGGAGCAGCUCACCAAGGCAGAGGCUAUGAAAUCGCCAGAACUCAAGGAGCGCUUGGAAGAAUCUGAAAAACUGAUCCAGGAAAUGACUGUGACCUGGGAAGAGAAAUUAAGAAAAACAGAGGAGAUAGCACAGGAGCGUCAGAAACAACUAGAAAGCCUUGGCAUAUCUCUUCAGUCUUCUGGAAUCAAAGUAGGGGACAACAAGUGUUUCCUGGUUAAUUUAAACGCAGAUCCUGCUCUCAACGAACUUCUAGUCUACUACUUAAAGGAGCACACACUAAUUGGAUCAGCUGACUCCCAAGAUAUCCAGUUAUGUGGAAUGGGAAUUCUUCCUGAACACUGCAUCAUAGACAUCACCUCGGAAGGACAGGUUAUGCUGACACCUCAGAAAAAUACCAGAACAUUUGUAAACGGUUCUGCUGUUAUGGGUCCUACACAGCUACACCACGGAGACCGAAUACUGUGGGGGAACAACCACUUCUUCAGGUUGAACUUGCCAAAAAAGAAAAAGAAGGUGGAACAUGAGGAUGAAGAGCGAGAUAACUCUAUGAAGUGCAGCAGUAGCAUUGAGCAGCUAGAUGCAGAUGGAGACAACUCCAGCGAAGUGUCUAGUGAGAUUAAUUUCAGCUAUGAGUAUGCCCAGAUGGAAGUCACCAUGAAGGCACUCGGUAGCAAUGAUCCAAUGCAGUCAAUCUUGCAGAGCCUGGAGCAGCAGCAUGAAGAGGAGAAGCGGUCCGCUCUUGAGCGGCAGAGAUUAAUGUAUGAGCAUGAACUAGAGCAGCUGCGAAGGCGACUCUCUCCUGAAAAACAACACUUCCGCAGCAUGGAGAGGUUCUCUUUCCAUUCCCCCAAUGCCCAGCAACGCUUACGGCAGUGGGCAGAAGAGAGGGAAGAAAUGUUGAACCAGAGCCUGCGAAAGCUGAGAGAACAAAUUGUAAAAGCCAAUUUAUAUGUGAGAGAAGCCAAUUUCAUUGCCGAGGAGCUGGACAAGAGAACAGAGUAUAAAGUCACUCUGCAGAUCCCAGCUUCAAGCCUUAACGCGAACAGAAAGCGAGGUGCAGUUCUCAGUGAGCCUGCUAUUCAGGUGAGGAGGAAAGGGAAAGGCAAACAGAUCUGGUCACUAGAGAAACUGGAAAACCGACUAGUGGAUAUGAGGGAUCUUUAUCAGGAGUGGAAAGAGUGCGAGGAGGACAACCCAAUGAUGAGAGCUUACUUCAGGCGAGCGGAUCCAUUCUAUGACGAACAGGAAAACCACAGCCUCAUUGGAGUGGCCAAUGUUUUCCUCGAGUCCCUGUUUUAUGAUGUGAAGCUGCAGUAUGCUGUUCCAAUCAUCAACCAAAAGGGAGAGGUGUCAGGUCGUCUUCACGUUGAAGUUGUGCGAGUGAGCGGAGAGAUUGAGGAGAGAAUAGUAGGAGGUGAAGAUAGCCCAGACUAUUCAAGCGACAGUGACACCCAGGAGAAAAAACUAGUCUGCAUGAUUAAAAUACUUCAGGCUACAGGUUUGCCUCAGCAUCUCUCCAACUUUGUGUUCUGCAAGUACACCUUUUGGGAUCAGUCAGAGCCAGUUAUGGUUGUCCCUGAGGUGGAUCCCUCCUUAUCUGCGACCUACAAGGAGCCGCGAUGCAUGGUUGUCUUCGAUCACUGCAGUGAGUUUUCUGUGAAUAUUUCUGAAGACUUCAUGGAGCAUCUCUAUGAAGGUGCUUUGGCAAUAGAAGUUUAUGGUCACAAACAGAGUGAUCCUCGGAAAAACUCAGCCCUAUGGGAUUUGGGAAUAAUUCAAGCCAAAACACGAAGUCUUCGUGACAGGUGGAGUGAGGUAACCCGAAAGGUGGAGCUGUGGGUUCAGAUUCUGGAACUUAAUGAGGAUGGGGAGUAUUGUCCAGUUGAGGUGAUUCCUGCCAGAGAAGUGUGUACAGGUGGCAUCUUCCAGCUCAGACAGGGGCAGUCACGGCGAAUCCAGAUUAAAGUGAAGUCUGUGCAGGAGUCUGGGACUUUGCCUCUCAUGGAAGAAUCUAUCUUAUCUGUUGGCAUUGGCUGUGUUCAAAUAAGACAUGCCAAGUCACAGAAAGCUCAUGAAAAUCAUCAGGAAGAAGAUGACGAUAUGGACAGUUACCAGGACAGGGAUUUGGAGAGACUGCGUCGGAAAUGGCUGAGCGCAUUGACGAAACGACAGGAGUACCUAGACCAACAGCUGCAAAAGAUCGUCAGCAAACCUGAUAAAACAGAAGACGAUGCAGAUCGGGAAGCCCAGCUUUUAGAGAUGAGGCUAACCCUUACUGAGGAGAGGAACGCUGUAAUGGUUCCUUCUGCCGGCAGUGGGAUCCCGGGAGCUCCAGCUGAGUGGACUCCAGUGCCUGGUAUGGAGACUCAUAUUCCUGUUAUCUUCCUUGACUUAAAUGCGGAUGAUUUCAGUUCUCAAGAUAACCUUGAUGACCCAGAAGCUGGUGGAUGGGAUGCAACUCUCGCUGGAGAAGAGGAAGAAGAGUUCUUUGAACUGCAAAUCGUAAAACACCAUGAUAGUGAGGUGAAUGCAGAAGCCUCAUGGGACUCCACAGUCCAUAACUGUGUUCAGCUCAGUAAAGGAACAGCAACAGAUGAAAGAGUUUUCCUUAUAGUGAGAGUGACUGUCCAGCUCAGUCAUCCUGCAGAAAUGCAGCUGGUGCUGCGCAAACGCAUCUGCGUUAAUGUCUAUGGCCGACAGGGUUUUGCACAGAGCUUCCUGAGAAGAAUGUCUCCCCGAAGUACCAUUCCCGGCUGUGGAGUUAUCUUUGAGAUCGUCUCAAAUAUUCCAGAGGAUGCUCAGGGCGCCGAAGAGCGGGAAGCGCUAGCCAGAAUGGCCGCCAAUGUUGAAGAUGCAGCAUCUGCAGACUCGGUAGCCUAUAUUGAGAAAUACCUGCGGAGCGUGCUGGCCGUGGAGAACAUUCUCACCCUGGAUCGCCUGCGCCAGGAGGUUGCAGUGAAGGAGCAGCUAAUGGGCAAAGGAAAACUCUACAAGAGGAGCCUGAGCUCUCCCAACGUCAAUCGGCUCUCUGGAAGCCGUCAAGAUUUAGCUCCUCCAUAUAACCUUAGCAGUCACAAGAGUCGGUGGGAAAGCCAGCAAGAUGUAUCCCAAACUUCGACACAUUCCGGUCGCAGGAUGACCUCGCCUCCUGCGUUUUUGUCCGGCUCUGUUCAGGAAAACCAUUCUCCAGACCCAGGACUCAGUAGUUUGGCUGCCUCCUACCUGAAUCCAGUAAAAUCCUUCGUGCCUCAGAUGCCAAAGCUGCUUAAGUCUCUCUUUCCUGUGAGAGAGGACAAAAAGGCCAGGCAACCCUCUCCUCUUGCACAGCAGCCUGUUCCACGAAUCAUGGUGCAGUCUGCCAGCGUCGAUGCCAGCGCUGUGAAGGUAAAGCAGACUAACCAAGAGGAAGGGGGGAAGCAACCGUUCAAAGUGGCCGUGCAAUUCACAGAGGCCGAGAAGGACCAGGAAAAGACGCCCAAAGUGCCUUCGCAGCAGCAUACCACAGACUUCCAGGCACAGGACCCCCAAGAGGGGCCUCCAAGUCCCCUGAGCGAAGCCUCUAGCGGUUACUUUUCUCACAGCGUUUCGACAGCCACCCUUUCUGAGGCGCUCGCUGCAGGGAGCGAUGUAAUCAUUCAGGCGGGUGGUCAGACACCGACAGCAAGUGACCUGUCACCUCCCGUCCCCAUCGCUCCAGCAACAACUGCUGCUGACGUGCCAGGGCAGACGGACACCGAGAACUGUCCCGCUGUUAAGAGAGAGACUGUGGCCACUUCCGAGCUGAAAACUACCCAUGUAAGGUCUAAGGACAAUAACGAAGUGAACAGUAAUAAUGGCCUAAAAUCCAAAUCCUUAGUCUUACCUGUGACUCAGAGUAAACAGCUGAACGAUGCCUCCUUACCCACUGAUGCAAAAAUCUACUUUUCUACCUCCACCCCAAAGAAGGAGCUGUUGCCCAAACAGCCAGUGACUUCACCAGCUGUGGAGUCAGUGGGGCAAGCUACCAGGAAAAAGGACCAGGCAAAGCCAGCCCCUGUUUCAGGAUCGGGAGACGCCAGACCACAACUGCAGCCCGACCUCUCGUCCCAGCCCAGCACCAUGGCUUCUCCAUUCAGAAUCCAGAAAGUCAGGACAUCUGAGCUGAAGUCAUUCAGCAGCAUGCUGGGGGGAGACUCAGCUUGCUUGUUGAGCCCAGAGGAGCAGAAGGAGGGAGAGAAGAGCAUGCCAGCUUCUCAAGGGUCAAGCCACAAUGGUGCAGAGAUGGUGGAUGAAAAACUGGAAGUGACUUCUGAUUCUGAAGAUGCCAACGAAAUCCCAGAUUGGCUGAAAGAGGGGGAAUACGUCACUGUCGGCACAAAUAAGACAGGCACCAUUCGAUACGUUGGCCCAACUGACUUUCAAGAGGGAAUGUGGGUUGGUGUGGAACUAGACUUGCCUUCAGGUAAGAACGACGGCUCCAUUGGGGGAAGGCAGUACUUCAAAUGCAACCCAGGCUACGGGCUCCUCGUGAAGCCAAGCAGAGUGAAAAAAGCCACCGGAGCAGCCAGGCGGCGGAGCGCCGGUCUGAGGCUGCAAGGGGGAGCGACGUCGGAGAACCGGAAGAGCGGCAACUUCUCGGGUUCAGCCUCCAACCUGGCUUCCCUGACGGCCCUGGCCAAAUCGGAAGCAGCACCUGCCCUUCGACCGGAGAAGCUGCCGAAGAAUACAGAGAACAGGAAAUCUUGGGCUAACUGAAAAGCGACUGCAGGCCACACAGCCUCGGGUGAAACGGCACACAGACAACGGGCUCUCCUCAGCUAUGCUGGCAGCGCUAAACCAGCCUUGGUAACCUCCUUGUUUGUGGCAAACACUAAUGGAGGGAAUUACCGUUCCCUGCUUGGGUGCUUGACCUGCUAAAUCUUCGCCCGGUCGUGGUGAUCAAUCUACAUGUUUAAGCUCCUUACGUGAAUUAUGACACUUUGGCGUGUGGCUUAUUUCAAACAAUGAAAGUUUGUAUGUGUGUUUGCACAUGUAUAUGUGUGUGCAAGCAGUGCUGCUUAUCAGCCUGUCACAGAGCAAAGGGUAAAUUGAGUUAUUCAAAGUAGCGAGCGAGUUUCCAACAGCUGUAAAAUAUCGAUCAGGCUUAUUUACCCGGAUAUAACAUGAUACUGUACUGCUUUAAACGAGGUUGGCAGUUCAAAAUGCAGCAUGCAGGGCUCCAUCUUCCAGUGCUGGAAGAGCGGUGUCUGCAUUGGGCCGUAACGAGGACCAGAAAUGGUUGUAAGGACUUGAGAUUGGCCAAGAAGGAAACAAAAACUUAACUUUUUCUUAAUGCGACCUGGUGCCUGUUUCUAAUCAAGUUCUAACAUCUCUGCUCCUAUUGAAGUCAACGGGAGUUUUUUGUAGCUGACUCCAGUGGGAGCGAGAUUUAAGCCUUUAAUUUUAUUCCCACCUUCUCCGUGACUUAUCCUGUUUUCACACGUGUAUUCAAGUGUCAUUAAAUAGGCGUAAACUAGUUAGUAUUUUCGAUACAUGACAGAAUCUCUUUGCCUCUCCUUUCCUGUCCAGGGGCACUCUGGGAUCUUGCUUUCGUUGUUUCUCUAGUUUUACCCCCUGGAUGUUUGCAAAGACAUCAGCCUGCUCUCAGGCAUGUCGGUCCCGAUUCUGUCUGUACUGAUCUACUAGUGACAUGCUGCCCAUCCCGCAAGCCAGGCAGGGCGCCCUGCACAGCUUUAUAAUGUUGGAGAAUUAUUGUUCUCUAACUACAUGACCCAGUGAUAUUUAUUUUUAUUUAUUGUUUUGUUUUGUUUUUUAAGAGAAUAAAAUACUUGCGCUUUACAAUCAUCAGUUGACAGUCGUUGCACAGAGGAGCUCUACUUCCCUCCGUCUACAGUCGCCUUCUCCCUCACCAUUGAUUUGUUCCUAAAAUCAGUUUUUUGACAUGUUCUGCCUCAAAAUGAAUAACUGAAGUGGUGGGGGGGAAGGUGAGGGGUAAAGGAAGAGCAUGUUAGGACUAGCUUUCAUUCUUUAAACUUGAAUUUAUUUUUAAUCAC
Messenger RNA from Gavialis gangeticus (Gharial), 7229 nucleotides. RefSeq names its product kinesin family member 13B (gene KIF13B). The transcript has 40 exons. Gene Ontology annotation, biological process: microtubule-based movement; regulation of protein localization. Gene Ontology annotation, cellular component: adherens junction. The record is from RefSeq and is a predicted model, not a curated record. Lineage: Eukaryota; Metazoa; Chordata; Crocodylia; Gavialidae. The coding region runs from base 61 to 5931 and encodes 1956 amino acids. Gene Ontology annotation, molecular function: cell adhesion molecule binding; microtubule motor activity; microtubule binding.